Molecule: messenger RNA, 1134 nt
Organism: Rattus norvegicus (Norway rat)
Lineage: Eukaryota; Metazoa; Chordata; Mammalia; Rodentia; Muridae
Gene: Gpr27
Product: G protein-coupled receptor 27
Biological process (GO): G protein-coupled receptor signaling pathway
Cellular component (GO): plasma membrane; membrane
Molecular function (GO): G protein-coupled receptor activity
Source: RefSeq, marked provisional
AUGGCGAACGCUAGUGAGCCGGGCGGCGGCGGCGGCGGGGCCGAGGCUGCCGCGCUGGGCCUCAGGCUGGCCACACUCAGCCUGCUGCUGUGCGUGAGCCUGGCGGGCAACGUGCUGUUCGCUCUGCUCAUCGUGAGGGAGCGCAGCCUGCACCGCGCGCCUUACUACCUGCUGCUCGACCUGUGCCUGGCCGACGGGCUGCGCGCGCUCGCCUGCCUCCCGGCCGUCAUGCUGGCUGCGCGGCGCGCGGCAGCCGCGGCGGGGACGCCUCCGGGUGCGCUGGGCUGCAAGCUGCUGGCCUUCCUGGCCGCGCUCUUCUGCUUCCACGCGGCCUUCCUGCUGCUGGGCGUGGGCGUCACCCGCUACCUGGCCAUCGCUCACCACCGCUUCUAUGCCGAGCGCCUGGCCGGCUGGCCGUGCGCCGCGAUGCUGGUGUGCGCCGCCUGGGCGCUGGCUUUGGCCGCGGCCUUCCCGCCGGUGCUGGACGGCGGUGGCGCGGACGACGAGGAUGCGCCGUGCGCCCUGGAGCAGCGGCCGGACGGCGCCCCGGGUGCGCUAGGCUUCCUGCUGCUCCUGGCCGCGGUGGUGGGCGCCACGCACCUCGUCUACCUUCGCCUGCUCUUCUUCAUCCACGACCGCCGCAAGAUGCGGCCCGCACGCCUGGUGCCCGCCGUCAGCCACGACUGGACCUUCCACGGCCCGGGCGCCACCGGUCAAGCGGCCGCCAACUGGACGGCGGGCUUCGGCCGCGGGCCCACGCCACCUGCGCUCGUGGGCAUCAGGCCUGCAGGCCCGGGCCGCGGAGCCCGGCGCCUCCUGGUGCUGGAGGAAUUCAAGACGGAGAAGAGGCUGUGCAAGAUGUUCUACGCCAUCACGCUGCUCUUCCUGCUCCUCUGGGGGCCCUAUGUGGUUGCCAGUUACCUGCGCGUCCUGGUGCGGCCCGGAGCUGUCCCGCAGGCCUACCUGACAGCCUCGGUGUGGCUGACAUUCGCACAGGCCGGCAUCAACCCCGUGGUGUGUUUCCUCUUCAACCGGGAGCUGAGGGACUGUUUCAGAGCCCAGUUCCCCUGUUGCCAGAGCCCCCAGGCCACGCAGGCCACCCUCCCCUGCGACCUGAAAGGCAUUGGUUUGUGA